Dipodomys ordii (Ord's kangaroo rat) is the source of this 1174-nucleotide messenger RNA. Its product is annotated as putative serine protease 47. The transcript has 6 exons. Lineage: Eukaryota; Metazoa; Chordata; Mammalia; Rodentia; Heteromyidae. Gene Ontology annotation, molecular function: serine-type endopeptidase activity. Gene Ontology annotation, biological process: proteolysis. The record is from RefSeq and is a predicted model, not a curated record. The coding region runs from base 70 to 1035 and encodes 321 amino acids.
GAAAAGUGAUAGCAGGAGCAUUGUGGCUGUGGAAGACAGAAGCAACGGAAUAAGUAUUCUGAGGACAACAUGGUCCCUGGGAUGUGGUGCCCUUGUUCCAGGGAGAAGUACUUGGAGAAUGUACCAACUACCAGUUCAAAAGGUUGCUUCCGUGGCAUUCAGCAGGCUGGGGUGCAAAGACAGAACUGUGGUACCAUGGAAUUCAGGCUCUGUGAAAGACCUGUGCCUGACACACCAGUACAGACUGCAGGAAUAAAAGAGGGCAAUAAAUGCAAAUCUCACACUCCAGAGGACUAUCGGGUUCUGCUGGGAAACACCCAACUGUAUCAGCAAACACAGCACACCCAAAAUAUGUCGGUGAGCCGGAUUAUCAUCCAUCCAGAAUUUGAGAAGCUUCAUCCCUUCGGGAAUGACAUUGCCAUGCUGCAGCUACACCAGUCUGUGAAGUUCACAUCUUAUGUUGUUCCAGUCUGCCUCCCACCCACAGACUUACAGCUGCCCAGUCACAUGGCCUGUUGGAUAACUGGCUGGGGCAGGCUUUCGGAGGACAUGAAACUGUUACCACCCUUCUCACUCCAGGAGGCCAAAGUGAACCUGGUUGAGAAUAAACUCUGUAAUACCUUAUAUGGGCAAGUAUCUGGCAAUGACAAGGGCUAUGUGCAUGAAGAGAUGCUGUGUGCAGGGGACUUCUCAACAGGGAGGUCCAUUUGCCGAGGUGAUUCUGGGGGACCCCUUGUCUGCUUCCACCCCAAUAUCUGGGUUCUGGUAGGACUGGCCAGCUGGGGCCUGGACUGCCAGCAUCCUGUCUACCCCAGUGUCUUCACUAGGGUUGCCUACUUCCUUGAGUGGAUCAGUGAAGUCAAGAGGCAAACUCCUCUCCUGAACCCCGUUUCCACACCUCCUCACAUGGACUUUUCCCCUUCAGCACCUAUGAAGUCUGCUGGCUCAGCUCAGCCCUAUAGCACCCUCAUGUCUGCACAGACCUGGCUCCUGCUGCCAUUUCUCUUCACCAUCCCACAGCAGGCCUCGUGGUGACCACUGGACGCCUUGACAUUUUCACUGUUCAGAACUUUUGUCCAAAGUUCAGUAUCUCUCCCUACAGCCCCCAUCAGUCUAAGUUGAUCCUUUCCCUCACCUUAUGUAUCCAUCAAAUGUCACUUCCCAAACCAAGCCU